Molecule: messenger RNA, 1281 nt
Organism: Bombina bombina (fire-bellied toad)
Lineage: Eukaryota; Metazoa; Chordata; Amphibia; Anura; Bombinatoridae
Gene: OMG
Product: oligodendrocyte myelin glycoprotein
Exons: 1
Coding region: 1-1281 (426 amino acids)
Biological process (GO): neuron projection regeneration
Molecular function (GO): protein binding
Source: RefSeq, a predicted model, not a curated record
AUGGAAUAUCCUACAAAGACCUCAUCAGGAUUCUUGAUUCUUAUUUGUUCUAUAUCAAAUAUUUUCUGUAUAUGCCCUUUAAAGUGCUCAUGCUCUAGCAAAAAUAGAAACGUUGAUUGCUCAGUUGGAAACCUAACUGCUUUGCCAUAUGGACUACAGGACAAUAUCACAAACCUGAACCUGUCUUACAAUCAGUUUGUCAAUUUAGAUAGUCAGUUAACUAAAUUCACUAAUUUGAGGUCGCUUGACAUUUCACACAACUUCCUCAGGAAUCUACCUUCUCAUUUGCCAAAAUCCCUCUGGGAAGUUUAUGCAUCAAAUAAUAAUAUUAAGGACCUUCAUAAACUUGACACAGCUUAUCAGUGGAAUCUUAAAGUGCUGGAUAUGUCCAGGAACAGGCUUCAGAGAACUAUCCUUAUUAACAAUACACUGGGUAGCCUGCAGCUGCUUAAUCUAAGCAGCAACCGACUAUGGACAGUUCCAACCAACAUGCCACACAACGUCAAAACUAUUGAUUUAUCUAACAACUUGUUAACACAAAUUCUCCAAGGAACACUGGUUAGAAUGUCCAGCCUUAGAAAAUUGUACCUACACAGUAACAGAUUUACCUACAUACCUAAAAAUGCCUUUGACCAGCUAACUAAUUUACAAGAGAUUACUCUGUAUGACAACCCUUGGGAAUGCAAAAUACAAAGCAUUGUGUACUUGUUGAUGUGGGUAAGGGAAAAAACAAACAAUGUUAUUGGCCAUCCCUGUGUCAAUGAAAGUAGCCUACAAGGUAUCACAAACUACCCCUAUCUAACUGAAACCACUGAUCAGGUACUUAAUACUCCAAUACUUAAAACAUCAAUCUCACCUUUUCUGGAAGCACAAGAAACAAAACUGUACAAGCAAAUUCCCUUUUUAGAACCAAUAACAGCUGCUACAUUAAAAGUAUCUGACAUUUUCUUUCCAAGCAGAGACUUCUCCAUUAUCACAGAGGAAGGAUCUGCAGAUGUACACACACAUUUAAGUCCUGAUACCCUUGGCACCAAAGACGCGUCUUAUCUAAGCUCAAAUGAAAUAGAUGAAAUGGAGUCCUAUGAUUAUACACUGACUUUUAGCAAUAAUAAAGGCAAGUCAGGCAAUGAAUUAGAUCUGCAGUUGCCAAGCACAACUAUCUGUGCUGAAAUGCCCACCCCCAAUAUAAAACUAAAAGAUCAUGCAUCUUCCUCAGCACAUAAAGAUACAUGUCUUGCAUCUAGUGUUUUCCUGAUGCUUCUGGUUUUUAGGACUGUUUAA